CGUCCACCCUCUUCCGAUCUAUAAAUGAACCCGAGCCUGGUUCAGGAAUCACGUUGUGGCAGGCUUUCAGUGGAAUGUAGAUCCAUGACCCACUGAAUCGACUCUCCAACCCUUCGCCCCCUAAACACAGAUUGUCUGGACCAUGCGUCGGGUUACAGUUGUCAUAUGCUCCCUUUUGUUUUCGUCCUACAAGACCUUCCCUUCAAGUUGAACUCAAUUGAACAGGGGGGUCAAGUGAUGCGGUUGUGUUCAUUCUCUUUGCGACACCCAUUGGCUCUGCCUUUAUCUAGGGUCGAUUUGGAUAGAUCCCCGCCUUCCAGGAUCGAGUCUUCUCUCCUUCCAAUCUCCCUCAGGUCGUCAUGGAGCAGCAACCAUUGUUGUCAUGCGCAUACCCAGCUUCAUCUUCAUUUCGUACCCUCAAAUCCGAGUGCCAGGAUUGUUUAUGUUCUUUCUGCAUUAUACUCCUCGGGCCAUGCAUGUCCCAGGUUGGGAGUUGCAAUUGUCGCUGUCGUUGCGCCUCCAUUUCGUACCCUCGGAUUUGCUUGUCAGAACUAUAGGCAAGGUGUGGGUGAUUGGUGGUGA
Molecule: messenger RNA, 582 nt
Organism: Laccaria bicolor S238N-H82
Lineage: Eukaryota; Fungi; Basidiomycota; Agaricomycetes; Agaricales; Hydnangiaceae
Exons: 1
Coding region: 166-582 (138 amino acids)
Source: RefSeq, a predicted model, not a curated record